AUGACAAUCCGUGCGCUGCGCACACAGAUGCUGGAAGUGAACGGGCUCAAUGUUAUACCAGAGACACCGAACUCGUCGUCUUCUGAGCCAAGGCAGAACCCUCGUCGAGACUUCAGGAGACGAUUGCAGCAAUAUCUCGAGGACCUUGAAAGAUCCAUUCAAGCGAUCCGCCGCCUCUUCACAGAGUUUCCCGAAAACGCCCAGUCAGAGGGUGGAGCUGAUGGGAGAGCAUGGGCCGGGUUCCUGGUGACGGCCGUCUUUGGGCUGUUCGACUCUGACAGAUCGUUCAAAGCCUUCGGUAACUUUGGCGUUGUAUUUCAUUCAACGAUUGUUACGCCGAAUGCUGUGUUUGACUACGGCUACUGCCACCGAACAGCAUGCCAGAGACUGCCGUAUAGCACUUCAAACACGUUUACGCAUGCCAACAGACUCUGCGGAGAAAAGUCUGAGGGCAGGAAAGCUGGAUUAGAGAGUCUGAAUUGUUUGAAGUUACUGGACAGCAGUGACGUUCGCGGCGGGGAAAGUGCCAGAAGCGAUGAAAAUACCUUGACAGUGAAAUGA
Suillus subalutaceus is the source of this 561-nucleotide messenger RNA. RefSeq lists its product as uncharacterized. NCBI's taxonomy places the organism in Eukaryota, Fungi, Basidiomycota, Agaricomycetes, Boletales, Suillaceae. The coding region runs from base 1 to 561 and encodes 186 amino acids. The record is from RefSeq and is a predicted model, not a curated record. The transcript is spliced from 4 exons.